AUGGCAGGACACAUGGGGCAGAAGAUGAUCCAGGACGAAGUUCAUCAGAAUCAGAUCUUGCGAGAACUAUUUCUCAAAGAGCUGCGAGCACAGAAGCUGUACACGCAGUAUCACGUGAAUCCCCUGCGCAAGGUUCACACGAUUGCCAGGAAGCCUAUGUCUUGGCAUGAUAACUUGGAGGAGCCUGCAGAUGCCAAAUUCCUGAACCUCAUUCACCAUGCUGCACAGGGUCCAAGGAAGAAAUAUCCAGAGACACAGACUGAAUCCCAAGAAAUUGGAUGGGAUCCAAUUCCCUUGGUCAACCCAGACCGCCAGGACAACAGGCUGAACCACUUCAAAGUCUACCAUGACAUCACUCUGUACAAAGCUAAACUGUGGAGUCUGGGGGAGGAUGAUCACCGGAAGUAG
Molecule: messenger RNA, 408 nt
Organism: Chionomys nivalis (European snow vole)
Lineage: Eukaryota; Metazoa; Chordata; Mammalia; Rodentia; Cricetidae
Gene: Cfap144
Product: cilia and flagella associated protein 144
Exons: 4
Coding region: 1-408 (135 amino acids)
Cellular component (GO): ciliary base
Source: RefSeq, a predicted model, not a curated record